GCGUCUGCUCGCUAGCUGAAAUAAAGCAAAACGCCCUACUUUUGAGGGGCGGGACUCCUGACAACAGUACUCGGCGCAGGCGCAGAGGCGACCUCAAGGCAGGGCUGGGUGGGCGGGGCGGUGAGGGAGGAGGUUCGCGCCGUACCCUCUGCGCCUGCGCCCUGGUGCGAGGUGGGGCGGCGGGCUUCAGUACAGUAGAGUGCGCGCCGGGUUGGGGGCCAACUGUCUGCCGUCACCCUGAGACGGGCGGUGACGGGAUGGCGGCAGCCUCCGGGGCCUCGGACUUGUCUGGCUCCGGAGCGCCCCCGCCCGGCGUGGGAGCUCAGGCGGCGGCGGCCGCUGAGGAGGAGGAGCGAGAGGUGGUGCGGGUCCGAGUCAAGAAAUGUGAGAGCUUCUUGGCGCCGGAGUUCCGCUCUUUUGCUGUAGAUCCCCAGAUCACCUCACUCGACGUGUUGCAGCACAUCCUCAUCCGAGCCUUUGAUUUGAGUGGGAAGAAGAACUUUGGCAUCAGCUACUUGGGCCGGGACCGGCUAGGACAGGAAGCUUACCUCUCACUCCUAUCUGACUGGGACCUCAGCACAGCCUUUGCUGCUGCCUCCAAACCUUACCUGCAAUUGCGCGUAGAUAUUCGGCCCUCGGAGGACAGCCCAUUGCUGGAAGACUGGGACAUAAUCAGUCCCAAAGAUGUCAUUGGCUCCGACGUGUUGCUGGCUGAGAAACGAUCAUCACUGACAACUGCUGCCCUGCCCUUUACACAGUCCAUCCUCACUCAGGUGGGCCGUACCUUGUCUAAGGUCCAACAAGUACUGAGCUGGUCGUAUGGGGAAGAUGUCAAGCCCUUCAAGCCACCCUUAAGCGAUGCUGAGUUUCACACAUACCUGAACCACGAGGGCCAGCUCUCCCGACCUGAAGAGUUGCGCCUGCGGAUCUAUCAUGGUGGCGUGGAGCCCUCACUGCGAAAGGUGGUGUGGCGGUACCUGUUAAACGUGUAUCCAGAUGGACUGACAGGCCGAGAGCGGAUGGACUACAUGAAACGCAAGAGCCGCGAGUAUGAGCAGCUCAAGAGCGAGUGGGCCCAGCGAGCAAGCCCUGAGGACCUGGAGUUCAUCCGCAGCACGGUCCUCAAGGAUGUGCUGCGCACUGACCGGGCCCACCCCUACUAUGCAGGGCCUGAGGAUGGCCCACAUCUACGGGCGCUGCACGACCUGCUCACCACCUAUGCCGUUACCCACCCACAGGUGUCCUACUGCCAGGGCAUGAGUGACCUUGCCUCACCCAUCCUCGCUGUCAUGGACCACGAGGGCCAUGCCUUCGUCUGCUUUUGUGGCAUCAUGAAGCGUCUGGCCGCCAACUUCCACCCUGAUGGCCGCGCCAUGGCUACCAAGUUUGCACACCUGAAGUUGUUGCUGCGACACGCCGACCCUGACUUUUACCAAUACCUACAAGAGGCAGGCGCUGAUGACCUCUUCUUCUGUUACCGCUGGCUGCUGCUGGAGCUCAAGCGUGAGUUCGCCUUUGACGACGCCCUCCGCAUGCUUGAGGUCACCUGGAGUUCGCUGCCCCCUGAUCCUCCUGAACAUGAGGUAGAGCUGGUUGGACCCCCCAGCCAAGCAGACACUGGUUUUGGUGGCCACAGGGGGUGGCCUGUGCGACAGAGGCACAUGCUGAGGCCUGCCAGUGGAGGAGGUAGUACCUUUGAAGAUGCUGUUGACCACCUGGCCACAGCCAGCCAGGGGCCUGGUGGUGGGGGGCGUCUCCUGAGACAAGCCAGCUUGGAUGGUCUCCAGCAACUCAGGGAUAACAUGGGCUCCAGAAGGGGCCCUCUGGUCCAGCUGCCCCAUCCAGCUGCCCUUAUCAGCUCCAAGUCCCUCUCCGAGCCUUUAUUGAACUCCCCAGAUCCACUGCUCUCCUCCUUUUCCCACCCUGAUUCCCCGUCUUCCUCAUCUCCACCAUCUACCCAGGAGGCCUCUCCCACUGGUGAUAUGGCUGUAGGAUCCCCCAUGAUGCAAGAGGUAGGCUCCCCGAAAGACCCAGGAAAGUCCCUGCCACCCGUACCACCAAUGGGCCUGCCCCCGCCCCAGGAGUUUGGCAGGGGAAACCCAUUCAUGCUGUUCCUCUGCCUGGCCAUCCUGCUGGAACACCGCGACCACAUCAUGCGCAAUGGGCUGGAUUAUAACGAGCUGGCCAUGCACUUUGACCGCCUUGUGCGAAAACACCACCUAGGGCGCGUCCUGCGCCGGGCCAGGGCUCUCUUUGCUGAUUAUCUACAGUCAGAGGUGUGGGACUCGGAGGAGGGGGCUGAGGCCACAGCUACAUCUUGAUCAGGCUUUCUCUGGCCCUCCAUUGGCACCACCAGAUCUCCAUUCUUUGCCAUGAGGGCCAACACAUGAGACCCCACCUCCCUGCCUGCCAGCCCUAGACCUGUUGGAGCAUAGAGCCCUUCCUCCCCAGGUCUAAGUAUGUGGGGCUCUGCUUUGGCACUGCCCCACGGAGGCCAUGGCCUCUUUAUUCUGUUUCUGUUGUUUUGUUUUUAACAACUAUACUUUGCACACAUAAAGGUCACUGUGUGGUC
Messenger RNA from Callithrix jacchus (white-tufted-ear marmoset), 2572 nucleotides. RefSeq names its product TBC1 domain family member 25 (gene TBC1D25). The record is from RefSeq and is a predicted model, not a curated record. Gene Ontology annotation, biological process: regulation of autophagosome maturation; activation of GTPase activity. Gene Ontology annotation, cellular component: autophagosome. Gene Ontology annotation, molecular function: GTPase activator activity. NCBI's taxonomy places the organism in Eukaryota, Metazoa, Chordata, Mammalia, Primates, Cebidae.